AUGUCCCAACCACAAACCAUCAACGUCGCCGACCUCGACGUCGCCCAACUAGCGGACGUACGAAAACAGCUUGAAGAUGAGUUAAAUCACCUCACAAGCUCGUUUGCCCAACUCAAGCAAGCGCAGGCAAAAUUCAAAUCAUGCAUUGAGAAUGUGAACGAGGUGAAGCCUCAAAAUAAAGGCAAGACGAUCUUGGUUCCUUUGACCAACUCCCUCUACGUCCCAGGGAAGCUCUGCGAUCCCGAUCAUGUCAUCGUGGAUGUGGGAACGGGGUAUUUCGUGCGGAAGACGCGCGCACAGGCUUUAAAGCACUAUAUGAACAAAGUCAACUACAUCCACAAAAACUUGGAGACGCUGGAGGAGACGAUCAUGAGGAAGCGGGAGAAUAUGAAUUCGUUGAUUAGCGUGUUGCAGUCAAAGAUACAGCAGGAAGCUCAGACAAAGAAGACUUGA
Messenger RNA from Laccaria bicolor S238N-H82, 453 nucleotides. RefSeq lists its product as uncharacterized. Lineage: Eukaryota; Fungi; Basidiomycota; Agaricomycetes; Agaricales; Hydnangiaceae. The coding region runs from base 1 to 453 and encodes 150 amino acids. The transcript has 4 exons. Gene Ontology annotation, cellular component: prefoldin complex; cytoplasm. Gene Ontology annotation, biological process: protein folding; regulation of DNA-templated transcription. The record is from RefSeq and is a predicted model, not a curated record.